Messenger RNA from Aureobasidium pullulans EXF-150, 2050 nucleotides. RefSeq lists its product as uncharacterized. The record is from RefSeq and is a predicted model, not a curated record. NCBI's taxonomy places the organism in Eukaryota, Fungi, Ascomycota, Dothideomycetes, Dothideales, Saccotheciaceae. The transcript has a single exon. Bases 1 to 1986 code for a protein of 661 amino acids.
AUGGCUCGAUAUUCAUAUUGCGCAGGUCAUGGGGACACGAACAGUAUCUCAAUGCAAAAUCUCGAAGGCUCCACAGAAGACCAGACGCUCCACGAAGCUUCUGGACAGCCACAGUCAAAUGGUUCACAUGACAACGGUCUUGAACAGCUUCUAAGCGUACAGGGAACUCGGGAUGAAAGUCAAGAACCUCUCAUCAAUCAGUAUACUGCCACGAAAACACCUGCGGCGGUCGAUUCAACGUUGCAACCGCUACUUCAAAAGGUCCAGCCACUAGGCAAAAUCUUAGCCGCGCGUGUCAUUGGUAAGACUGAGAUUGUUGCUCUUGCUAUAUCAGUCUUGUCAAUGAUGUUGGCAGUAGCGACGGUCGCUAAUGAUAACAUUGCAUGGUAUCUUCGGUUCCAAUACCAAAUUGUUGUCGUAGGCCUUCUACUUAGCCUUAUGAACAUCUGCAUGAUGACGGUACUGCCUACUACCCUUCUCCGUUGCGAGGCGCUACUUGGCGACUCAGCCAUCCAGAAUUUUGAAGCCAUUGUUCGCAACAGACCGUUAGCAUCCAAAACGGCUUGGACUUGGCGACUUGUUCUUGCGGCAUUAAUAGCACUCCCGCUCGGGUUGAGCGUGCUUUACAAACUCUUCAAGGACGGCGCAGCAGUACUCAGCAUAGAACCCGAAAACAGCCUCUACAACACUGCUUUUGGUCUUUUUGCGCCUCCCGGACUGCUACCCCUUGGCUGGGAUUCAGGAACAAUACUGAUGUACAAUAUCACAAUGCCCUUCUUGAUGGCUUCAACGAAUCAGACAGCACCUCGCAAUGCCAAUACCUCUCAAUUGCUCGACCCACUAGACGAGGUCAUCCUCCCUGCGACUUGGCCCCAAACAUACGGCUUCAAUACGUUGCUGCUCAACAAUUCCACAGCAGCGCUUCUGGACGUUCCGCCACCGGACUGGAUAACCAAUGUGCAGAACAGUCUCAAGGACGGCGACCACUUAGACAUCGCUGCUCCUGUACUCGCAACUGUGGCAUCAAGAAACCAUUCUGUGGAUGCCCACAGGAACGAGAGUUCUAAUUCUGACUUCUGGGCUGAAUUUGGUCUCGACAAGGGGCUAUUCUUCCAGGACCUUUUCAACGAUUGGUAUAUUGGUAUGAAACCAAGUUUUCUCAACGCAAGUGUAGACCGAGCAUGGUGCUUUGUCUCGAUUCAGGCUGGUAAGUCUGUGCCGAGCUUCAUAUCUACAACACAGCUAUGGGAGCUCAACAGGGUGUACUGUUCUGGAAGAUGGCGCGUGACAAGGGCGGGCACUAAACUUCUCAACGGGACUUGCGACACCAACGACCGGCCCGCUUUCAUAACCAAAUACGACCAACCUGAACUCAUACUCACCCGUACUGGCAACGCGUUCUCCUUGAAUGUUUACUUCUUACCCGCUCUGAACGAGUUUUUAGCGCCUUUCGACCAGUCGCGGAAUGAUUCGGACUGGGUCUUGCCAACAAUGGCAACUAGUGUGGCAAGCAUGUACUGGUCACGACUUGCUGCAAUGGAAGGGCCAGGUAGUCCGCAUUGGACAGGAAACAACAGCUUUGCUAAAAGGAAAGCCCCACGGCCAAACGAUAACAUCACCGACGGACUGUUAUAUGGUCGUUCAGCUAGUGUCGAAUCGAGCCGACCCACGCUACAGAAGGCUACCAUCUUGUACAUCGUGUUCGUCGUCCAACCCUUCAUCACUCUUGUUGCCAUCAUCGCCGAUUUGUUCAUGUGGGAUGUGCCUAUCGGGAGCGGCUUCAAUAUGGUUACUGUCUUAGCUGGGGCAGACGAGAAACGUGAUCUAUUGGCAGGUGCUGGAUACUCUGGAGAAUUACGCCGACCUUUAUACAUGGAGAUCGUUACUGAGGAACAGACAGCAGGAGCAGCGAGACUAAUUUAUCGAUUUACAGAUCGUAAACCCCAGAGGCUGACGAGGCUGGUACGCAAACACCUGUACUCAUAGCAUGCUCAGAAACUAGAAUCUGUGAGUCAGAGCAAGCAUGUCACAUAUGGGUACCGAGAGGGAG